UACUUCUCUGAAGAACUAAAAAUCAAGAGGGAGGAAGAGUCGACGAGAAAGAGAGAGAAGAAAAUGUUUUUAAGGAUGGUGGCGAGGCCGUUGAUGGCGAAGGUGAAGGAGACAACAGGGAUAGUGGGGCUAGAGGUGGUGCCGAACGCGAGAGAAGUGUUGAUCAGUCUCUACGGCAAAACCCUAAAGGAGAUCCAGGCCGUCCCGGAGGACGAGGGCUACCGGAAGGCCGUCGAGAGCUUCACUCGCCACCGCCUCAAGGUUUGCCAGGAGGAAGACGACUGGGAAAUCAUCGAGAAGCGCCUCGCUUGUGGCCAGGUCGAAGAGCUCAUCGAAGAAGCCCAGGACGAGCUCAAGCUCAUCGCCAAGAUGAUCGGUACCUACAUUUCAAUACUCUCUCUCUCUCUCUCUCUCACAUUACUAAAUUCAAUUUUAAUUUUCACUCUAUUUCUGUGUCUCUUUAGUUUUUUAGAACAAUGUAGGGUGAUCCGAAGAAUAAGAAGGAAAAUUUGAGUUUUAGGGCCAGUU
Camellia sinensis is the source of this 528-nucleotide messenger RNA. The record is from RefSeq and is a predicted model, not a curated record. NCBI's taxonomy places the organism in Eukaryota, Viridiplantae, Streptophyta, Magnoliopsida, Ericales, Theaceae.